GGCUCCAUCUGCUUCCACCCGGUCUCGGCUGGACCAAAUGUGGGUCGAGGCGAGCGUGGGUGACACACCGUGGUGCGGCCGGAGAGCAGCUGAUCCCCCCGGGCUGCGCCGGGAUUAACAAGCUGCCGCCGAGCUGGCGCGGGGAUCGUCUCCUGCGAAAGGUUCCCUUGCAGGGGAUUACGGAUAAUGCAUCUGGAGCCGCACUCGCUCAUCCAGAAUCACUUCAAAACAGGCAGUGCUGGCAGGAUGCUGGUCUCCCUGCUCUUCCCCUUUCGCUGCCUCAUCCGGGACUUGCCCCGUUGCAGAUGGGGGCUGCAUGGGCAGAAGAGGUCUGGCUGUCCCCACAGGGGUCUGCAAACUGCACGGGCAUCCUGCAGCCAUGACGUUACCCCUGUCUUCACUAGGGCUUUGGCUUUUGGUGAUAAAACUGCCAUCAUUGACCAAAACGGUGAGCACACUUACAGGGACCUUCUCAGCCAGAGUCUGCGCUUGUCCCAGGAGAUCUGUAGAGCUCUGGAGUGCUCCAGCAGGGACUUGAAGGAAGAGAGGAUCUCAUUUUUGUGUCCCAAUGAUGCCUCGUAUGUGGUGGCCCAGUGGGCUUCCUGGAUAAGUGGGGGGAUAGCAGUGCCCCUUUACAAGAAGCACCCUGCACGGGAACUGGAGUAUGUGAUUCAGGACUCGCAAAGUGCUCUAGUCAUCGCAGCAGAGGAGUAUGUGGGGAAAAUAGCCCCCAGUGCUGAGAAGCUAGGGGUCCCUGUUCUGCCACUUCUCAAGUCUCGUAGUGGUGGAUCAGCAACUCAUGCACCAUUGGAGGAGGGUCUCUUGACAGCCUGCUCCUCGUGGAAAGACAGAGGAGCCAUGAUCAUCUACACUAGUGGGACAACAGGAAGACCAAAAGGCGUCCUCAGCACCCAUGAGAACGUGCAAGCUGUGACCACAGGGCUGGUUGAGAAAUGGGAGUGGAGGAAGGAGGAUGUUAUUCUGCACGUGCUGCCUUUACAUCAUGUCCACGGGGUGAUCAAUAAGCUCCUCUGUCCUCUCUGGGUGGGAGCGACAUGCAUCAUGUUACCCGAAUUCAGCGCACAGAUGGUUUGGAAGAAGCUUCUAAGCUCCCAAGCUCCCCGAAUCAGUGUCUUCAUGGCAGUGCCCUCUAUCUAUGUCAAGCUGAUAGAGUACUAUGACAACCAUUUCUCUCAGCCACAAGUCCAAGAUUUCGUGCGUGCCUUUUGCCAGGAGAACAUCAGGUUAAUGGUGUCAGGCUCGGCAGCCCUGCCUGUGCCUGUCCUGGAGAAGUGGAAGAGCAUCACUGGGCACACAUUGCUGGAGAGGUAUGGGAUGACUGAGAUUGGGAUGGCGCUUUCUAACCCUUUGCAUGGAGUCCGUGUCCCAGGUUCUGUGGGCACCCCACUGCCAGGGGUAGAAGUGCGCAUUGUCACUGAGACCUUGAAGAGUGGUGCUCGUUCCUAUGCCAUCCAUGCUCAGGGAGAUGAAGAUAGCACACAGGUGACACCAGGUCUGGAGGGACAAGAAGGGGAGCUGCUUGUGAAGGGACCCUCCGUCUUCCGCGAGUACUGGAACAGACCCAAAGAAACAGCAGAUGCCUUCACACCCGAUGGCUGGUUCAAAACAGGAGACACAGCAGCGUACAAGGACGGUGUUUACUGGAUCAAGGGCCGCACCUCAGUCGACAUCAUCAAAAACGGGGGGUUCAAAAUCAGCGCUCUGGAGGUGGAGCGUCAUCUGCUCGCGCACCCGCACAUCACAGACGUGGCUGUGAUCGGACCUCCGGACAUGGUGUGGGGCCAGCGGGUCAGUGCUGUCGUGCAGCUGCGCAAGGGGGAGAUGCUCUCUGUGAAGGACCUGAAGGACUGGGCCAGGGACAUCAUGGCACCGUACGCCAUCCCGACCGAGCUGAUCGUGGUGGAGGAGAUCCCGCGCAACCAGAUGGGAAAAGUCAACAAGAAGGAGCUUCUGCAGCGCUUCUACCCAGCCUAGUGCACGGCCUGGGGCCAGGACUGGGAGCCUGGGGAGGUUUGGUCCUCGGCCACAUCCAUUCUCCCUCCACAGAGGCACUCACAAGGUGCCAGCAGUGAUUAGCAGAUGCGGGUCUGGACUCACUGCAGUCUGGUCCAUGAAUAAAGUCCAAUGAAAGCAGGAUUCAUCCCA
Molecule: messenger RNA, 2166 nt
Organism: Neopsephotus bourkii (Bourke's parrot)
Lineage: Eukaryota; Metazoa; Chordata; Aves; Psittaciformes; Psittacidae
Gene: ACSF3
Product: acyl-CoA synthetase family member 3
Exons: 10
Coding region: 187-1995 (602 amino acids)
Biological process (GO): fatty acid metabolic process
Molecular function (GO): medium-chain fatty acid-CoA ligase activity
Source: RefSeq, a predicted model, not a curated record